Acanthoscelides obtectus is the source of this 1356-nucleotide messenger RNA. Lineage: Eukaryota; Metazoa; Arthropoda; Insecta; Coleoptera; Chrysomelidae. The record is from the annotation of a GenBank genome assembly.
AAUGAAUCAAGUGAUGUGUAAACAGAUAUCUAUAUUUACAUGGUCUUGAAUUGAUGGAUAUUCCCUUAUCUUUUAUUUUGAAAUGCUCAGCGUAUUAUGGGGUAAUCAGAACAAUAUAAAUAGUGCUUUAUAGUGUGACGUUAAGCUGCGGUAUUCAGUUUUUUCAUAGUUUGCAAAAUGUGGUUCAUGAAAUUUUUGGUUGUCAUUUCCUGUCUCUGCAACGUAUGUCUAUGUGAGUUUGUUGUGGAUGACUUCUCUACUAAUGCUAGUAAUACAACAUCCUGGAAAGAAUUAUCCGAUACCAUUAUGGAAGGAGGCAGGUCCAAAGCAGUGUUGGUAUCGCACAACACUGACCAAUUUCAGAGGGCAAUUUUGUUCACAUUACUGGAUCCACAAUCUUGCGGGGCAGCCAUAGCAGGAAUAAAGAAGUAUGUGGAAAUGGAUCUUACGGAAUAUAAAAGUAUAGAAUUGAGGGUGAGAGGUAGAGGUCAAUAUACAGGAUAUGAGUUCGUGAUCAGACAUAAAAGUGAACGUGGGCCGAAAAUACCAUCUUACGUGCAUUACUUUGAGGCUCCAAAGGAUUUUGAGACGAUUACCCUUCCAAUAGACGCAUUUGAAGCAUAUCUGGAAGGUAAACCGGUAAAGAAUGCCGCCCCCUUGGACAAAACGAAAGUAACAGCUUUGGGAAUACUCGCAUAUGGAGGUGUCCAUGUUCACAGGAAACAAUACGGCGUAGGAGCUUUGGAAAUCGAUUGGAUCAAAAUAUCCUGAAUUUUUUAAAUGAAUGAUAUUUUUAGUGUCAGGUGGCAUUGGUAUUAGACAUUUUAAUUGUUGACAAAUGGAGGCGGUAUACUUUUAAGGGAGUGUGAAAUUGUUUCUAAAACAAAAAGUUUCUGAGAAGUAUUGUAUGUUAAAAACUAUGUCGGUCAUGGAGAAAUGAAUCUUGUCUAAGAUCAAUAUGUUAAAAACGUUCCAAAUUACAGUAUCUCUGAGAAUUUUGUGCUGAUUAGAUUCAUUGAAUCGCUCUAUACUCCCUAUAGUCCAUUUACGACCAGACAAAACACAACAUGCCCAAAAGCGACAUUGUACAGGUCCGUAUUUUCCUCAAUGGUCUUGGAAUAAUCUAACAAAAUAAACGAUUAUUUUUAUAGAAAGAAGUGCACAUACUCUUCACAAUUCUUUAUUCGCUGGAAGUACUUGAAUCAUCGUCCGGAUGGUUAAUAUUAAUUAUUAAAGGUGCAAUUUGGAAUUCGAUUAUAUUGUCCAGAUCCCACAUCUUCAUGUCAAAAGAUUUGAAUGAUCUAUUGCUUGAAGUCACAGUUUUUUAUAUUUGCUCAAAUCAUUUCAAUGGGAUUU